AUGUCAAAGUCUCAGAUUCUACUCCGGGAUGGCAUCAUCCUGGUGCACGAUGCCGAUAGCCAUGUCGUUCCAACCGAAGCUGAUUUGUUGAUCGAGAACUCAGUCAUCGCGAAGAUUGAAAAAGCAAUCACUCCAGGACCAGGCGCACAAGUCAUUGACUGCAAAGGCAAGAUCAUCAGUCCUGGUUUCAUUGAUACGCAUCGUCAUCUGUGGCAAACCCAAUAUAAAGGAGCUCACGCAAACCAAACGCUUAUGGAAUAUAUGGUGAAGGGUAACUUUACUGGGGCUUUCUGGUCGCCGGAAGAUCUCUUCUGGGGUCAAUUAUCUGGAGCUCUUGAGUCUAUCGAAGCUGGCACGACGACACUGGUUGAUCAUUCGAGCUGUAACCUUACAGCAGAGCACAGCCAAGCUGCGUUACAAGCCCUACUUUCCACAGGGCUGCGAGCUAUCUACUGUUUCACGCCACCUCGCAGGUUGAAAUCACGAAGCCCGUUUACUGUUGAAGAUGAUGCUUCCGAGGAGACCAUCGCAAGAUACCAGACCUUGGCCCGUGGCGGCCCAUAUGGCAACGGUACAGUCCAUAUAGGGUAUGCAAAUGAUAAUAUCUAUACGCCGGCUGAGGACAUCAAGCAAUUCUACGCCACACUUAGAGACCCCGGCAAGGGGCGCGCGAAGCUCAUCACGACCCAUACCAUUGGCGGCGCUAUGCAAGGGAAAAAGACGCCUACGGCCAUUGAGAUUCUGCAUUCUCAUGGACUACUUGGCCCUGACAUCCUCUUAUCGCACGGUAACCGCCCUCACGAAGGCGAUGGUGCGCUGUACCAGUCUACCGGGGCUUCAGUCUCGAGCACACCCAAUACAGAAUUGCAAAUGGGUGGAUUCCCUGUUUGCCUUCGAGGUGACCACUACGACAAUGCCAGCCUCGGCGUCGACUGUCACAGCUGGGGGGUGACUGGAAUUCCGGGUCAGAUGCGGCUUGCAUUACAGUCUGGCCGUGCUUAUGAAGGGCAGAAACUUAAUGAGGAAGGAUUCUGGUCACGAAAGCCGGGUGGCAUCUCAGCAGAACAAGUCUUCAAUUUGGCUACGCUGGGCGGCGCCAAGGCAUGCGGUAUGCAGGAUGAGAUAGGUUGCGUGAAGCAAGGUAUGAAGGCCGAUCUUGUGGUUUUCGAUGGUGAAAGUCCCGGAAUGCUAGCUGCAGCCGUGGAAGACCCUGUUGCAGCCAUUGUUCUGCACAGCAACCCGGGUGAUAUCGACAUGGUUAUAAUCGAUGGUGUCGUGAAAAAGGGUGGCGGAAAACUGCUCGAUGUCGAAGUGGUACCAGCACCUGAUGCGUCUAUGAGCGUCCUCAAGCCUAACACAAGGCUGCAGUGGAAAGAUAUUGUCAAGAAGGUUCUUGAAAGCCGGAAGCAGGUCAUGGAGAAGACCGCUGAUAUCGAUUUCGAGGUGGGAGAACAAAAAGCCAUUGACAUGCUCUAUCUCGACAGGGGUGCCUUGGUUGAAACCUAG
Neoarthrinium moseri is the source of this 1506-nucleotide messenger RNA. RefSeq lists its product as uncharacterized. NCBI's taxonomy places the organism in Eukaryota, Fungi, Ascomycota, Sordariomycetes, Amphisphaeriales, Apiosporaceae. Gene Ontology annotation, molecular function: hydrolase activity, acting on carbon-nitrogen (but not peptide) bonds. The record is from RefSeq and is a predicted model, not a curated record. The transcript is spliced from 4 exons. The coding region runs from base 1 to 1506 and encodes 501 amino acids.